This is a messenger RNA of Puntigrus tetrazona (Sumatra barb), 3413 nucleotides long. RefSeq names its product deoxyribodipyrimidine photo-lyase. Gene Ontology annotation, biological process: entrainment of circadian clock by photoperiod; circadian regulation of gene expression. Bases 290 to 2764 code for a protein of 824 amino acids. Gene Ontology annotation, molecular function: FAD binding; DNA binding. The transcript is spliced from 10 exons. Gene Ontology annotation, cellular component: nucleus; cytoplasm. The record is from RefSeq and is a predicted model, not a curated record. NCBI's taxonomy places the organism in Eukaryota, Metazoa, Chordata, Actinopteri, Cypriniformes, Cyprinidae.
GGGACGUGCCUGCUUGGAAGCCUGGCACGGUCACGAAGGAGACGGCGAAACGCAGGAUGGCGAAGCCUGCUGGAAGCGAAAUUACGAGGUCUUGGCGAAGAGAUCUGCGCUUUUCUGAAACAACAAGAGGAUAAAAGGCUGGGGUUCGGCCGCUGCCCUGCGGACGCCGCACUCACUGUCAAACAGUGACCUCCAGAGGACAGACGGAGAACUGCAGCCCGCGCCGGUUAACUGGAGUCGACUCUUCUGCUGCUGCAAACUCAUUAUUUGAGGCAUAGGCGUUAAACUAAUGCCCUGUGACUUGAAUUUGCUGGCUGAGAGAAUGUCUACAUGCAGAGAUGUGAAGUCUGAGGUCCGUGAACUGCUGAAAGAGCUGAUGUCGGGUCGCGAGGAUCCGGAUGGGUUUUUCUGUGUGUGUUUGUCACUGCUGGGGGACACCGACACCCGAACACACUUUCUGGACCUAAUCAAACCUCUUUUAAGCGGACAUGAACUCCUGCACAGUCAGCUGAUUGCAACCUUCCUAGAGUACUUCUCUAAGGAUGAAGCAGAUGGAUUAGAGUUGGCCUUAACACUCUCUGUUAAUGAAACCGAACAAAUCAAACCAGAUCAUCAGCCUCAUGUGCCUCCCUGUUAUAAAAGCUGCGCCGGCAUGACUGCUGUAACUUCAGGUUUUGAUCAGCCAAACCUCAAUGCAGCAGAGAGCCAGGCUGCUGCGAAAAGGACGCUAGAUAAUGAAGUACAUAAAACCGCAUGCGCCAUUAAAAACACAAAUGAAGACAAUGACGAUCUCAAGGUCACGAAGUCAACGAGGUCACAAAGACGUCGGCAGCGGAAGAAGCAGCAUUUGUUGAAGAACCCAUCGGGACCGCGACCGGUUCUGCUCUGGUUCAGAAGGGACCUCCGUAUGUGGGACAACCCUGCUCUGAUUGGCUCCUUUGAGCUUGGUGCGCCUGUCAUUCCCGUCUUCCUGUGGAACGCGGCGGAGGAGGAGGGUCCAGGGGUCACUGUGGCCGCCGGCGGGGCGUCCAAAUACUGGCUGCAUCAGGCACUAGUGGGUCUGAGUCGCUCUCUGGAGCAGCGUGGAAGCCACUUGGUCACCUUGAAGGCAGAGGCCUCGUCUUUGACAGCGCUGCAAGGGUUGAUCGCUGAGACGGGGGCAGGGUCGGUCGUGGCAACGGCCCUGUAUGAGCCAUGGCUGAAGGAAAGAGAUGAGCGUGUGUGGGAAGCGCUGGAGAAACAAGGUGUCAAGUGCCGUGUCUAUCACUCUUACUGCCUCAGAGACCCCUACACAGUCAGCACUCGGGGCGUUGGGCUGCGAGGCAUCGGCUCUGUCUCUCACUUCAUGAACUGUUGCCAGCAGAACCCCGGCAGUAGACUGACCGCCCCGCUGGACGCUCCCGUUGUCCUGCCUGCUCCCUCGACAUGGCCGAAGGGAUGCCCGCUUGCUGACCUGGGACUGGCACGCAUGCCACGCAGGAAAGAUGGCACAGAGAUUGAUUGGGCCGUGAACAUUCGGAAAUCGUGGGACUUCAGUGAGGAAGGAGCUCGUGCCCGUCUCGAGGCCUUCCUGCGAGAUGGUGUGUACCAUUAUGAGAAGGAGUCGAGUCGUGCGGAUGAGCCCAACACCAGCUCUCUAUCUCCAUAUCUGCACUUUGGGCAGCUAAGUGCACGCAGCUUAUUGUGGGACGCCCGUGGAGCUCGCUGCAGACCUCCCAAGUUCCAACGCAAACUGGCCUGGAGGGACCUGGCAUACUGGCAGCUGUGCCUUUUCCCAGACCUUCCCUGGGAGUCCCUCAGGCCACCGUACAAGUCCCUGCGUUGGAGCUCAGACCCUGUCCAUCUGAAGGCAUGGCAGCGUGGAAGGACAGGAUACCCGCUGGUAGAUGCUGCCAUGAGACAGCUGUGGCAGACUGGCUGGAUGAACAAUUACAUGAGACACGUGGUGGCCUCCUUCCUCAUCGCUUAUCUACAUAUUCCCUGGCAGGAAGGAUACCGCUGGUUUCAAGACACUCUGGUAGAUGCUGAUGUUGCUAUAGAUGCCAUGAUGUGGCAGAAUGGAGGAAUGUGUGGACUGGAUCACUGGAACUUCGUGAUGCACCCUGUUGAUGCAGCGCUGACCUGUGACCCCUAUGGCACUUUUGUGCGACAGUGGUGUCCUGAACUGAAAGCGCUUCCUAAUGACCUCAUCCAUAAGCCCUGGAAGUGCCCAGCAUCGAUGUUGCGUAGAGCAGGUGUGGUUUUAGGCAGCAGCUACCCAGAACGGAUCAUUACUGACCUCGAGGAGCAACGUGCACAGUCUCUAAAGGAUGUUGCAUCUGUGAGAAGGCGUUUUAAGGAGUUUGUAGACCAGCGAUCAGGCUGUGACAUGGUACCUGUUCCUCCAAGGCUGGUGCAGGAAGCUCUGGGUAAUUUGGAGGAUGUUGUGAGUCACAAAGGAACCGGCUUUCUCCUCCCAGUCAUCACCCGCAUGGAGUUUAAACACCACUCAGAGGACCCAGGUAACCAAGAUAACCCGUACAGCUCUGUGCUGAAGGGCUACAUCAGCCGCAAACGGGACGAAACCAUUGCCUUCCUAAACGAGCGAGACUUCACAGCCAGUGUGAUUUUUGAGAGCGCACAGCGUAGAGAGAGGGUAGAGAAGGACCGGUGUCUUCUGGAGGGUCUGCCGAAACCCACAGACUUGUUCGGCCGGGCCAGACGUAAACCAACCAGAGACCCUUACAGCAAAGUGCCUGGAGGUGUCACUGUUCCCCACAGAUAACAGGCUGACUCGUCCAAGCUGGAAUACACUACACAGUUUUGCAGAUUUAUAACCAAUUUGCAGGAUGAGCCAACUCCGGUCAGUCAGUCUGCACAUUUUCGGCUGUCAGAGUCGAUUUCACCCAUAUUCAUGUGGUGUGUUAUUGGGACAGACUCAGAUUUUUUAGCUUCAGACUUUGAUCCAGUCUGAGGAAAUCAAACGUAUUUGACAUUUUGAGACCUUAAACAACCCACUAGCAGCGUCUGAAACCACAUACUAGUCUAUAGGUAAUACAGUUGGUUUGAAAUUUACCACACAAGCUCUAAAAAAAGCAUGUCGUAUGUAUAAUAUGGGGGGUAUGAAUCCACUAGGUUGUUAUUGUUUUCAUCUUUAGAUAGACUGUUAUCAUUGCUUAUGUGUUUAUAUAAUGUAUCAUUACUUAUAUAAGUUAUCAGACUUUUUUAGCUGGGAGGUAUGACAGUCGGAAAUCUUAUUCUUUUAUUACAUCUAGAGAUCAGAAUAACAGGAUAUUAUUUUGACCUUUAAGCAGCUGUAUUGCAAAGCAAGUACGGUCAGCUUUUCACGUCGACUAAAAAAAACGCAGCAUGAGCAAGUUUUUUCUCUUUGUACAAACACAUCCAUCAUAGUGUUAGAAAUGUAACUUUUUUCA